Diachasma alloeum is the source of this 1746-nucleotide messenger RNA. It is a transcript of the gene BBS1, whose product is annotated as Bardet-Biedl syndrome 1 protein homolog. Gene Ontology annotation, molecular function: patched binding; smoothened binding. The transcript has 4 exons. The coding region runs from base 1 to 1746 and encodes 581 amino acids. Gene Ontology annotation, cellular component: centrosome; BBSome; axoneme. Gene Ontology annotation, biological process: protein localization to cilium; non-motile cilium assembly. NCBI's taxonomy places the organism in Eukaryota, Metazoa, Arthropoda, Insecta, Hymenoptera, Braconidae. The record is from RefSeq and is a predicted model, not a curated record.
AUGGAACGGCCUGUAGGCUCUCGGCUGAGCACCAACCGGUGGCUGGACGCGGUCUGGGAGCCGAGUGCAAACAUGCAUGUUCUUCCUGGUGGCCUCGACAUGCUGGACGUGUCUGGUGAUAACGAAGCUAGGCUAAUAGUAACUGAUCUAGGAUCAGAAGCAACGGAUUCUGCAAAAAUUAGAGUAUAUAAGGGGGCUGAUCAAGUCACCGAGCAUAACAUGAUAGAGCCUCCAUGCGGAGUCGUUGGGUUUUAUUCCGAAAACGCAGAGCCGAGGUCAACGGCGGUUGCUGUGGGGGCUGGAUCCAGUGUAUAUAUUUAUAAAAAUAUGAGACCCCACUUUAAAUAUUGCCUGCCGUACCUAGAUGCUCAUCCCAAAGAAAGAGAGAUAUGGCAUAGAGCGGGUUUGGACUUGGAUUUAAAUGUUCUCUCCCUUCGUGACGACCUAGAGCUCCUCUUCAAAGAACUAGGAGCAGCAUUCAUCUCCCCUCGAACCAUAAAAUUCUUGUCAAUGGAUGAGAAUCUCCGAGUUGAAUUUGCCGAGCAAUACCGUCGCCUCCCUCUCAUCCGCAUGAAUGCUGUCUCAACCAUCGGUUUAAUUCGCAAAGACUCGUGGAAUGAGCCAGCCAGUAGUUGCAUAAUAGUGGGUACUGAGUCUGGAGAAAUACUAAUAUUGCAUCCCAGGUCAUUUUCACUGGUGGACAAGCAUCACAUCGGUUGGGCACCAGUGGCGGUGACCAGUACCGGUCUCUGGUCCGGCGACGGUCGAAUAUUUGUGAUUUCCAGAGACGGAAGAAUAGGAGCGGUGCGGAAAGGAUGGGAUACAAUAAAUCUGUGGGAGAAAUUACCAGCCCCUGCCGUUGCCAUUUCCACUCUCACUUGUGAUGGUGCUGCAGUGGCUUUGAUGGACGGUACAUUGUGCGGAUUCUCGGGCAAUGGAGUUAAAUUAUGGAGGAUUCAGCUACCUGGACUGGUGCUAGAUCUUACGAGUCUUCCAGUUCCACAGACGGGACUUUCUUUAUUAGCCAUCAGUGUACCACGCUCUGGUGUUCUCAUUUAUGAUGGACAGCAUCACGUGGACACGAUUAAUAUGAUGGAACCCGUAUCAGCGAUGAAGUACGGUCGCAUGGGUCAGGAAGAACGUGCAAUGGCUAUGGUAACAAUUCCCGGGGGUUUAGCUGUCAAAAUAUUGAAGAGAACAGCAAAUUUCUCAGCGAGACCGGGCACAUCUCAUUCCAUUACCGAACUAGGCCAAAGUACAUUCGCAAUACCGAAGAAAACUCGUUUAUUCGUCGAGCAGACAAUCAGAGAAAGAGCAGAAGCGAAGAAAAUACAUAAUACAUUUCAGCAAGGAUUCCUGCGGUUGAGAUUGACGGUAGCGAAAAAAGCUCAACAGGAGUUAAAUUCUGGAAAGGAACCCAGCAUCAAUCCGAUUACUAUGGAAGCUAGUGUUCUUGGUUUAGGUCCAACUUAUGUCUUGCGUACUAUCGUGACAAAUUUAUCUGAAGAACCUUCAGAACCGUCACUUUUCCUCGUCUUCAGGGGAGUAGAGACUAUUAUAAAACCGAGAGUUGUAGAAUUACCAUUGCUACCAAGUGGAAUUCCAAUUCCUGUUGUGGUGAAAGCUACGCCUACAUCCGCGGUAGCUGAGAAGGUACAGAUAUUGUUGUGUAAGAAGGGAAAAAUUAAGCCAAUUGCUAGUGCCAGUCUUUUGUUGCCACUUGCAGAGCCAGACAUUGAAGUGUAA